Aspergillus mulundensis is the source of this 723-nucleotide messenger RNA. RefSeq names its product transferase hexapeptide domain protein. Gene Ontology annotation, molecular function: dynein complex binding. Bases 1 to 723 code for a protein of 240 amino acids. Gene Ontology annotation, biological process: mitotic spindle organization. The record is from RefSeq and is a predicted model, not a curated record. The transcript has a single exon. Gene Ontology annotation, cellular component: dynactin complex. Lineage: Eukaryota; Fungi; Ascomycota; Eurotiomycetes; Eurotiales; Aspergillaceae.
AUGGAGAAAAAACCGCCCCCAUCGCAACUCCUCCGUCCACCCCCGCACCACCGCCCCUCCGCAACCCAAGCUCCAGCGGCGGGCGCGCCCCGAGUCGCCCCCGCCAAACUCUCCGCCGACCCCAGCGCCAUCAUCGCCGAACAGACCUACUUCUGCGGACCGUACCCCAUCUCCAUCGGCCGCGGCACGGUCAUACAUCCGCGCGUACGGAUCUGCGCGACGGAGGGGCCGAUCAAGAUUGGGGAGGGGUGCAUCAUUAGCGAGAAGAGCGUUAUUGGGACGUAUCCGGCCCCGACGAACGCAGGCUCAGAGGCUGGGUCUCACUCCGAUGAGAGGGCGAUUGUGGUUUCGAAUAAUGUGGUCAUUGGCGCGCAGGUGAUGGUUCAUCCUGGCGUGAGGGUUCAUUCGUUUGCGGUGGUUGAUAACCAGGUUGUUGUUGGGCGGGGAGUGGAUGUUGGUGGGCAUGCGAAGGUUUGCGCGCGGUGCGAGCUUGUGUCUGGGGCGAGGGUCAAGGAGUGGAGUGUUGUUUGGGGCGGGGGCAAGGGGGGCGGGUUGAAGACGAGAGUGAAGGCACAGAAGAAGGUCAUUAGUCCGUUUGCUGCUGGGGAAAUGGGGUUUGAAGGGGUGAUGGAGGGACGGGCAAUUGAGGAUGCAAGGUUAAUGGCGGUUAAGAGGGAGAGAGAUGCGCUGUCGAGGUUGAUUGUUGGGAAGAAGAGGGGAUGA